Molecule: messenger RNA, 2621 nt
Organism: Chiloscyllium plagiosum (whitespotted bambooshark)
Lineage: Eukaryota; Metazoa; Chordata; Chondrichthyes; Orectolobiformes; Hemiscylliidae
Source: RefSeq, a predicted model, not a curated record
AUGGUAAGACAAAAAACCAAAAAAGGAGAAACCCCACACUUGAAAUCUGACCGGGCCUUUGAGGGGACAACCACAAAUGUGGGAAAAGCAGUCUUGGCAGUAUAUAGUGGCCUCUUUGCAUAUGGCGGCUGGAAUUACUUGAAUUUUGUCACAGAAGAAAUGAUUGAACCUUUUAAGAAUUUACCUCGUGCUAUUAUCAUCUCCAUGCCCAUAGUAACAGUUGUUUACGUAUUGACCAAUAUGGCAUAUUUUACUACCCUGUCUCCUGAGUUAAUGCUAAACACAGAAGCUGUUGCUGUGGAAUUUGGUAAUAUCCACUUGGGAGUGAUGGCCUGGAUUGUCCCUGUAUUUGUAGGACUCUCUUGUUUUGGUUCUGUCAAUGGAUCACUCUUCACUUCAUCUAGAUUAUUCUUUGUGGGAUCGCGAGAAGGUCACUUGCCCAGCCUUCUGUCUAUGAUUCACCCAACACGUUUUACUCCCUUGCCAUCAUUAAUAUUUACUUGUUGGAUGACUUUGAUGUACGCAUUCUCUGUCGACAUAUACUCUGUCAUUAACUUCUUCAGUUUCUUCAACUGGCUAUGUAUUGCAUUAGCCAUUGUCGGAAUGAUGUGGCUACGCUACAAGAAGCCAGAAAUGGAGCGGCCUAUUAAGUUUAACAUCCUGCUGCCAAUCUCUUUUGUGCUAGCCUGCAUCUUCUUGAUUGUUGUUUCUAUCUGGAUGACACCUGUUGAAUGUAGCAUUGGAUUUGUCAUUAUCCUCUCUGGACUUCCAGUCUAUUAUGUUGGCGUUUACUGGAAAAACAAACCCAAGUGGCUCUUGAACAUAAUCUAUUCUGCAACUGUUUUCAGUCAAAAACUUAUGGAGGUAGUACCUCAGAGUUCAUAAUAAAACAAAUUGAACUCCUUCAGAAAAACGCACAAAGAUUCAAGCAAUUGAGACGUUGUUACACACUCCAAAGUCAACAUUUUAUUCAUGGAAACACUUCUCAUAACUUCAAUUUGAGGAUUUAGUCAACCACUUCAAAAUUGGUUGAGAAAGCAUCACAUGCUCCUUUCAUUAGAAAGGGAGUAAAUGGUUGAGUACUAUACUGGGUGAAGAGUAUGCAAUGUGUUUUGGUGUUUGUAUAAAUAUCCCUCUGUGAUUAUUUGUGCAUUGGUCAAAGGCUACUGAUGGUGGAUGCAAUUCUGAAAUACCUUCAUGCCUGCAAAACUGUCUUAACUGUGGACAGGGCUAAAAUUUAGGAAUUACAUGGGAGAGAUUGACUGUUUGUUGGAUCUUAGACAAUCUUUGUUAAUAAAUAUAGCUAGUUUGUUCAUUUAGUUGAGAGGAAUUAGAAAAAAAAAUACUUUUUUUUUAGCCAAGAUGUUGUGGUUCCUUACACUCAGAGACUGACCCCUAGAACUUCAUGAAGUAUUUCUUUGUAUUGCAGUCCACUUUUAUUUUCAAGUUUGUGUAUAAUGAGUAAUUAAAUGAAUGCAAUGGCCUAUAAUAACUCCCAACUGUUUAUCCAAAAAGCAACAAAACUACAUGUAAUAGAAGGCUCAAUAUCUGAUCUGUGUUCUCAAUGAUAUUAAUAUGAAGCAAUAACACAUAAACUGUCUUUGUCUCUAGUGUCAUGAAAGGAAUACUGGUAAGGUCCUUCAGUGAUUCUUAUUGAAAGUGGUUGGUAAGGUUAAAUGUUGUGUUUGCAGUAUUGGGCUAGGCUGUGAUUGAACAGCUUGCUGAUAAUUGCAGUCAAUGUUUACUAAUAAAUCAUAUCUCCAUUAAUGGAAGGUUCUGCAAUGUAACCAGUGCUUGUGGAUCCAAACACAAGCAGGACAGAAAACUUCAAGGUUGCACCCAAUGGUGCUUUAUAUUACAUUGCCUGAAAUAAUGUGGUUAACGGAAGGACAUUUCAUUAGUGUUCAUCAUGUGGGGCCAAAGAUCUGGUCAGCACAUGAGCCAGCACUAAUACCCUUCCAGGCUCAGCAGCUCAUUCAAGCUUGGGAAGUCCGGUCCUUUUCUCAGUUACUUUGUUGUCGUUUCUUUGUAUGGGGCAAAUGCAGAUUCUGCCCCAUAGAUGGCAAAUGACCCCCACAAUUUUUUUUAAUUUCAGCCUUAAAUGAUGAAUAUGUAAAUACAAAGUCUUUGCAUCCAUAGUUUUUAAAGAUUUUGUUUUGCAUUUAUCUUAUCAGAUUUUCUGUACCAACAAUACCUGAUGAAGGAACUGACUUUUCAACACUGUUUAUUAUUUUUACAUAUUAGAUAAUUAAUACCUUAACCCAACCGAUCCUAGAUAAUAUAAAUUUUCUUUCAGUGGAAUUGCCCCCCUGUGGCAGUCUAGAUGCUGGAAUCAUUGAUGCUGUUCUUUGAGCUAUCUCAACAGUCCAGUAUCUUUUUGAAAUUAGUCUAAUCAACAUAGUAUAAAUUUAUCAAUGCUUGUCUUUGAAGCUGUAUUUGUUUAAUAUUUUUAAUUAAUAUUAAAAUAUUUGAGCUGUAAAUAAGUUAAAUAUAUCAUCCAGAAAGCCACAGAUUAAUUGUCAUAUAUAUAUAUAUUGUCAUGACCUUCCACUUUGUAAUAUCUGAAAGUUUAUGGAGCAUUAAUCAAACUGAACAUUGUGCUCUGCUUCUCAUUUAGUUUA